UCCCAUAUUUCCCGGGGAAUCGACGAUAUUCAUCGUGAGACGAGGAGGACGAGGAGGAUCGUGAGGCUGCUUCUCUACAUCUCGGACUCGGUCAAUUGACGAGUCUCGUGCCGGCUGCAGAAGAUCGGCGGCGGCCAAAGCGCCGAAGACGGACGCAAGGCGCAAGCAGCACAGAAAAACAUGGCGCCGUCAAAAGGAGUCGCCUCUGCUGGGCCGCAUGAGCGACACGACCCCGUUUUUUUUUUUUUGCGUCGCUCACACGUCGCCGCCCCGGCGCUCACCACGGCCCCAAGAGGCCGCUGCCACUCGCGAGCACCGCGCCGGAGCAGAGAGCGGCCGUCGUGAGGCCACCCCGGCAGGCCCCGGCAGGCUGCGCCCACGAGCUCACCACGGGCCGAAGAAGCCGUUGCCGUUCGCGACCACGGAGCCGAAGAAGAGGAUGGUCAUCAGGACGACGUACGUGCCGCGGUUCGCGGCGUCCAGGCCGAGGCCGCCCACGGGCGGCGGGGGCGUGGUCGUCACCGGCGGGCCGCCGAAGAAGUGCAUCUCCACGGCGGGCGCACGCUGGCUGGUCCGGAGGCCCGCCGAGGCCGGGGAGGCGGCGCCGACGAAGGUCACCACGAGGGAGCCCAGCGACAGGGCGGCGACCACCUGGCCAUCGCUCGGACGUCCAUUUCCUGUGUUUUUUUCGGUUUCGUGCGUGGUGCUUCGCCAAAUGAUCGAAGAUGCUCCUCGAUGGUUCUCGCCGAAGGAAAAAUGCACACGUCCGAGCGAUGCCAAGCCACCGCGACGGCGCAGGCAACCAGCAGGGACGCGGAGCGCGCCAUGGCGUUUACACCUGGACUGGCCGGGGGGAGGCGACCUGCAAGGCACCAGCCUCGAGUGAUCCUGGACCGGCGCGGCUUGAGCCGAGGUGGCU
Molecule: messenger RNA, 919 nt
Organism: Prorocentrum cordatum
Lineage: Eukaryota; Dinophyceae; Prorocentrales; Prorocentraceae
Source: the annotation of a GenBank genome assembly